AUGGAAAUCCGUGAUAGAACCGCGGGUGAGGAGACUGUUGAUGCCAACCAGACACUGUUUCUGCACGUGCAUUUUUUCCUCUGCCCGAUUUUGCGUGGUGCGCGUGGCAUCCCUGGUGUGGUGCAUGGGAGCGCCAUGGUGCAGAACCUUGCGCAGACUGUGUCGAAUGAAUUCCCCACAGGUACAACGUUUGAGAUACGCCGUGAUGUUCGCAUCAAUCGCCACUUUCAUCAGCGAGACUACAUGUGGCAUAAGCGUGCUCACACAAAACAAGAUGUAAGCAAGCGAAGAAUCACGAUAUGUGAGGAGUAUCGGCUUGUUCCACCAGAAUUCGCAUCAACUCUUUCCCCAUGUGACAGAUUACCUUUUCACAUGGCGUUCUUAUUUGAUCCCACACUUCAGGCAGUUGUGACACACUACACCAACAUGCGGUAUGCCCCUGAAAGGGAGAGUGGCGCCGGCCAGACGACACGCUUUGUGGCAGUCUUUAGAGGCGUUGAGGUGUACUCAAUUCGUGAAUUGGUGGAGAAUUUCUUUCGUGCCUAUUUGGAGAAGCCAGAAGAAGAAUUAGAGGCGGGCCAUCCUUUCCCUCUUCUUGUUCCAUCCACUGUGUUCAGGGAGCACAAAACCGGCGACGCUGAUGGAGCAGAAGAUAAUAACAGUACCACCAGCACUAGCAGCAGCUGCAGUGGCAGCAGCCGAAACAACACCAAAAACAAUGAGACUGCCGAAAGAAGACGGCCGCAAUUGCCCGAUGGAUUUGUCUCUGCCCGAGCCUUUCUCGAGGCAAAGGAACACCACAGGCUGGUCAGCGACCCUGUUCAACAGGUACUUUUGUGCGACAGAGAACUGGGGGUGAUGGUGCUUGGCCGGGCGCUCGACAAGCGCAUUAUCGGGCCUCCAGCAAGGCCGCCGCUGGGGCCACAGAACUCCAUGACCAUCAAGAGCUCCCCCGCCGCCUUGAUCAACACCAAUGGCGACGCCCAUAGGAUUAGUGUCAUUCUUCACAUGUCGUCGCCGCUCCUUCCGCCGUUCAGGCUACGCCAUUUCACGGGUGCCAUGGUCGAGGCUGUUGGCCUAUUUACACGACCUUCUUCGCCUUUUCCUGAGUUUCGCGUCCGCUGCAGUGUUCCUGAUGAUGAUGACGACGUGGCACUUUCGUAUCGGGUUCAGAAACGCAAGAAAAAACGUGUGGAAGAGAUCGAGUCCCUUGAGGCCCGCAGCGUCGUCAUGACUCUUGAGGAUGCUCACCGUGCGCUUUCUGGCGCUCCGAAAGAGAAACCGAAAACAAAGAAGAGAUCUCCCGAAGGUACGCCGUCCAAUGAAGGCAACCUUCUGGCAUUACCCAAUGCCACCCGUGAUGCGGUGGAUGCUUUCAGGCUACACGACGAGAUGGGUCCUACACUCGGCUGGUUACUGCGGUCUAGCACAGCGUUUUUGUUCGCGUAG
This is a messenger RNA of Trypanosoma grayi, 1449 nucleotides long. RefSeq lists its product as hypothetical. The transcript has a single exon. Lineage: Eukaryota; Euglenozoa; Kinetoplastea; Trypanosomatida; Trypanosomatidae. The coding region runs from base 1 to 1449 and encodes 482 amino acids. The record is from RefSeq and is a predicted model, not a curated record.